UGUCACAUCCAGAUUAUUCUUUUAUUCUAAUCAUUCCUGCUAGUUCCUCAAACAAACUUUUAAGGAGCUGACUAUACCGCUUCCCCAAAAUAGCUGGGUCUUCCGUGUUCUUUAAACAUUUGGUUAUUGUUUUAAAUCUUGUUGUAGAAACUUGCUUUAGCUCAUCACAGUUGGUCCAGCUUGAGGUCAGCCUUAGUGAGGAAGAGGAGUGAACAAUUUAGUUGCAAAACUAUACUCUUGGUGUUCCCUUUUGAUGUUUUCCCUGAGAACCUUUCCCCAGUUUGUUAGCUAGCAGUCUGGAAGUGUGUGUGAAUAAAGUCACCAGCCAGUAGACUGCUCUUACCCAGUGCACAAGAUUACACAGGAACACAUAUCUGUGGAUCUGUUAUCAGCUGAAAGAAACACCCCUUAUCUGAGCCUCACUUAUGCCUUCUAAAACAGAAGACCGGGCACCAUGACAACCCUGGAUGAUAAACUGCUGGGGGAGAAACUACAGUACUAUUACAGCACCAGCGAGGAUGAGGACAGUGACCAUGAAGACAGAGACAGAGCUCCAGCCAGCAGCUCCACACCUGCAGAGGCCGAGUUGGCAGGCGAAGGCAUUUCAGUCAAUACAGGUCCUAAAGGUGUGAUCAAUGACUGGCGCCGCUUCAAGCAGUUGGAGACAGAGCAGAGGGAAGAGCAGUGCCGGGAGAUGGAACGGCUGAUCAAAAAGCUGUCUAUGACCUGCAGGUCCCAUCUGGACGAAGAGGAGGAGCAGCAGAAACAGAAGGACCUCCAGGAGAAAAUCAGUGGGAAGAUGACUCUGAAGGAGUUUGCUACAGUAGACAAGACCCUGGAUGACGAAGAGUUUCUGCAGCAAUAUCGGAAGCAGAGAAUGGAAGAGAUGAGGCAGCAGUUUCAUAAAGGGCCCCAGUUCAAGCAAGUUUUUGAGAUUCCCAGUGGAGAAGGAUUUUUAGACAUGAUUGAUAAAGAACAGAAAAACACCCUUAUCAUGGUUCAUAUUUAUGAAGAUGGCAUCCCGGGGACUGAAGCCAUGAAUGGCUGCAUGCUCUGCCUUGCCACAGAGUACCCGGCUGUCAAAUUCUGCCGAGUGAGGAGCUCAGUUAUUGGGGCCAGCAGUCGUUUUACCCGGAAUGCCCUUCCUGCUCUGCUCAUCUACAAGGCGGGUGAAUUAAUUGGCAAUUUUGUUCGUGUCACUGACCAGCUGGGGGAAGACUUCUUUGCUGUAGACCUUGAAGCUUUCCUACAGGAAUUUGGAUUGCUCCCAGAAAAAGAAGUCUUGGUGCUGACAUCUGUUCGAAACUCUGCCACCUGUCAUAGUGAAGAUAGCGAUCUGGAAUUAGAUUGAACUGAUAAUUUAGUUCCAUAGCUAUCUCAUUUCUUGGGCUAGAGGACACAUGUCUGUAUUUCUGUCCCUCCUGUAUCUUCUGGCUUUACAGCUGUUCUUCAUAGUCUCAUUUAGUAUAUAUGAAAGUCAAGAAAUUCUUAGAUUAAAUCAGAAUGUCAACUCACGUUGUGGCUAGCAGUAAAGUGACUUUAGAGUAUAUAAACAGAAGCUUAGCUUUGAGCUUUUUACUUAUCUAGUGUGUUUUCUCUGAUAUUGUUUCUAGUCAAUAUUGACAUGACACCCUUGAAGGCAAUGUCUUGAAAAUUGUCUUUUAAUAACCUCAGAGUUCCACCAGAUCUGAGAGUAUAAUUCCUUAGUGAGUAUGUUAUGUGUAAUAUAAAUAGUGCAUUUCCAUAAUCACUUGAUUGAAAAUCAUGUUUCCUUGUAAUCAGACUCAUAACUCUACUUUCUUUUUUUCUAGACUCUUCACCAGGGUCUGACUUAGAGGCUUCAUACAAGGUUAGUGAUGUAGCUCAGUGGUGAACACUUACUUGGAGCAUAUAUAGGCUUCAAGACUGACACUUAUAUGGGUAGAGCUUGAAGCCUCAGUAGGAGGACCUUUCUGUUUUGCUCAUCAACUUUAUUCAUUUUAUUUAACAAGAUAACUUCUUAUUUAACCUAGAUUUCUUUUUAAAAAAAAUCUUUUUUUUCUAGUUAGAAAAAAUUCAUAUUUAGUAGAGGAAAAUUGGCCAAAUAUAGAUGCAAAAAUGGUUUAAUAUACAUAUAUAUAUUUCUACCACAUAAACGCUACGCUUUGGUAUAUUUCAUAUGUAAGUUUUUUUAAAUGUAUUCAGAGGCUUUUGUUUGUUUUUAAAUGAAAUUGGGAUCAUUCUGAGCAUACUGUCUGAUCAUAUGGUCAGCCACUAACAUCAGAAUUUUGUUCAUAUUAGUAAAUACUCUUUUAAUAGUAGAUUAAUUGGUAGAUAUACUGUAAUCUGCUUGGUGGUUAUUUUUUAGAAAGAUGGCAAACUUUUUUAUUAUUAUGAAAGCAACAUGUUCAAUUGUAGAACAUAUAAUAAAAAUUACGCUUAAAAUAUA
Messenger RNA from Microtus ochrogaster (prairie vole), 2428 nucleotides. It is a transcript of the gene Pdcl, whose product is annotated as phosducin like. Gene Ontology annotation, biological process: heterotrimeric G-protein complex assembly; regulation of G protein-coupled receptor signaling pathway. Gene Ontology annotation, cellular component: cytoplasm. The record is from RefSeq and is a predicted model, not a curated record. Lineage: Eukaryota; Metazoa; Chordata; Mammalia; Rodentia; Cricetidae.